Penaeus vannamei (Pacific white shrimp) is the source of this 1122-nucleotide messenger RNA. NCBI's taxonomy places the organism in Eukaryota, Metazoa, Arthropoda, Malacostraca, Decapoda, Penaeidae. The record is from RefSeq and is a predicted model, not a curated record.
AUGUUUCUCCUUUGGCAUUUGGGUAGAAACAAGGAACAGGCCACAUCCGAGACCCUUGCUUCCGAAGACUGGGGGCUGAACUUGGAGGUGUGCGACUUGAUUAAUGAAUCCGAGGAGGGCCCCAGGGAUGCUGUCAAGGCAAUCAGGAAGCGUCUCACGAGCCAGCCCAAGAACUAUAGUGUGGUCAUGUACACUCUGACAGUACUAGAGACUUGUGUCAAGAAUUGUGACAAGCGUUUCCAUGUCCUUGUCUGUAGCAAAGAUUUUGUACAAGAACUGGUUAAACUUAUAGGUCCCAAGAACGAGCCACCACCGGCAGUACAAGAGAAAGUCUUGUCACUUAUCCAGUCCUGGGCUGAUGCUUUCCGUCACCAGCCUGAGCUUGCGGGAGUUAGUCAGGUGUAUGCUGACCUGAAGCACAAAGGUGUGGAGUUCCCCAUGACCAAUCUUGACACCAUGGCACCCAUCCUGACUCCACAGCGGCAGCUCCAGAACCUCGUCCUCCUCGUGUGCCCACUGGGAGUACCCACUUCCCCUCGACGUCAAGCAGCUCACCAGCCUCCACCUCCUCAAGCUGCACCUGUCACCCUAACAGCAGAACAACGAGCCAAGCUGCACAGCGAACUAGAUGUCGUGGAGUCAAAUGCAAAAGUUUUAGCUGAGAUGUUGUCUGAACUUUCACCAGGCAAGGAGCACCAGGAUGAUGCUCAGCUGCUGCAGGAAUUACAUGCAACCUGCCGAGCAAUGCAGCAACGUGUGGUAGAACUUGUUCGUCGUGUGAAUGAUGACCUUCUCACAGCUGACUUACUGCGUAUAAAUGACAACCUUAAUAAUCUUUUCCUAAGAUAUGACCGUCACAUGAGCAAGGUGAAGGGCAUUAGCAGUCCCACGAGAUCCCCCCAGCAGGUCCCCCCUACGCAGCAGCCCCCCAGAUUCCACCCCCGCAGCGAGCUCCACAAGCGGAGAAGUGAAAAAGGGGGAAAGCCAAAUGACAUGACAUUUAGGCAGGGAGGGUAUGGUGUCAGAGGUGCUUCCAAUCUUUUUAAGUACCUUGAGUACUUAAAAAAAGAUAGAAUGAUCCCUUUUGACCUGUUGAAAAAGAUCAUGGGUGCAGGAUCCUGA